AUGAAGAAACUGUAUAGGAAGCUGGUUUCAAUCAGAGACCCAUUUGCUAGAGUGAAAAGACAUGUUAGUUUACAUUCAGGAUUUAGAGCUUUAAGGGACAGAAAAUGGAUGUUCCCUUUUCUAGCUAGCUUGAUCAUGUCGAUUAUACUCCUGAUAUUGUCCAUUUACGGAAAAUUCGAUGCGGAAGAUCAGUUGCCAUUAGAUGUUGUUUCAGAGUCUAAUGAAUACUUUGUAGAAUCAGAUUUCAGACAAUCUUUGAAAUCAAAGGCUGAUGUUAGUCCAGAGCUUCCUCGGUUAGCUUAUCUGAUAUCGGGAACAAAAGGCGAUAGUCAUAGGAUGAUGAGGACUUUACAAGCUGUGUACCAUCCUAGAAACCAGUAUGUUUUGCAUUUGGAUCUUGAGGCUCCACCUCGAGAACGGAUGGAACUAGCAAUGACUGUGAAGAGUGAUCCAACAUUUCGUCAAAUGGAGAAUGUUCGGGUGAUGGCUCAGUCUAAUCUUGUUACUUAUAAAGGGCCUACAAUGAUUGCUUCUACUCUUCAAGCUGUUGCUAUUUUGCUAAGAGAAAGCUUACAUUGGGAUUGGUUUAUCAACCUUAGUGCCUCGGAUUAUCCUCUCGUAACUCAAGAUGAUUUGCUAUAUGUCUUCUCAAAUCUGUCACGGAAUCUCAAUUUCAUCGAGCAUAUGCAGCUCACCGGAUGGAAACUGAACCAGAGGGCUAAAUCGAUCAUUGUUGAUCCUGGCCUAUACCUAUCAAAGAAAUCCGACAUUGCUUGGACUACUCAACGACGAUCACUUCCCACUUCUUUCAAGCUAUUCACCGGCUCAGCUUGGAUAAUGUUGACUCGAUCUUUCCUCGAGUACUGCAUUUGGGGAUGGGACAAUUUCCCAAGAACGAUACUAAUGUACUACACGAAUUUCGUAUCAUCUCCUGAAGGAUACUUACACACAGUAAUCUGCAACAGCAAAGAGUUUAUCAACACUGCAGUCAGUCACGACCUUCACUACAUUGCUUGGGACAAUCCUCCAAAGCAGCACCCCGUUUCUCUCUCGUUAAAAGAUUUUGAUAAUAUGGUCAAGAGCAAAGCUCCAUUCGCGCGUAAGUUCCACAAGAACGAUCCUGUGUUAGACAAGAUCGAUAAAGAGCUAUUGGGACGUACACACCGGUUUGCAACGGGAGGAUGGUGUGUCGGGAGCUCGGAUAAUGGCAAUGAUCCGUGCUCUGUACAAGGCAAUGACUCGGUGUUGAAACCAGGUCCUGGUUCUGAGAGAUUGCAGGAGCUUGUUCAAACACUGUCGUCUGAAGAAUUUAGGAGAAAACAGUGUUCUUGA
Arabis nemorensis is the source of this 1332-nucleotide messenger RNA. The record is from the annotation of a GenBank genome assembly. NCBI's taxonomy places the organism in Eukaryota, Viridiplantae, Streptophyta, Magnoliopsida, Brassicales, Brassicaceae.